AUGCAUUGUGUUCAGUGGAUCAGUCCUGCACUCAGCGCUGUCAGAGUGAACAAACCCAGCGGAUAGGUGGCCUGGAUCGGUUCUGCUGCAGGAGGAGAGAGAAGCGGAGGACUCGAUCCGUCAGGGACGGGCUGGACGUCAGCUUCUCCUCCGUCUCUAACAGCUCCGUGUCUGCAGGGGAGGGGGGGGGGAGUAAACAAGGGGCAUCAGCUGCACCUUUCUAACCUGAAGGCCGGAGAGAAAAGCCCCGCAGACAUGCCCGGCUUCGACUACAAGUUCCUGGAGAAGCCGAAGAGGCGCUUCCAGUGUCCGCUCUGCAGCAAGGCGAUGCGGGAGCCCGUCCAAGUGUCCACCUGUGGACACCGCUUCUGUGACACCUGUCUGCAAGAAUUCCUCAGUGAGGGUGUCUUCAAAUGUCCAGAGGACCAACUGCCGUUAGACUAUGCCAAGAUCUACCCAGACCCAGAGCUGGAGCAGCAGAUUCUGGCGUUGCCCAUCCGCUGCAUCCACAGCGAAGAGGGCUGCCGCUGGACUGGACAGAUGAAGCAGCUGCAGGGCCACUUCUCCACCUGCGCCUUCAACGUGAUACCGUGCCCCAACCGCUGCUCCGUAAAGCUGACCCGCCGUGACUUACCGGACCACCUGCAGCACGACUGCCCUAAACGCAAGGUCAAGUGCGAGUUUUGUGGCAGCGAGUUUACCGGCGAGGCUUACGAGAACCACCAGGGUGUGUGUCCUCAGGAGAGCGUUUACUGUGAGAAUAAAUGUGGGGCGAGGAUGAUGCGUCGCCUGCUGUCCCAACACAGCAUGGCCGAGUGUCCCAAACGCACACAGCCCUGCAAGUACUGCGGAAAAGAAUUUGUGUUCGACACAAUCCAGAACCACCAAUAUCACUGCCCACGCUUCCCUGUCCAGUGUCCAAACCAGUGCGGCACUCCUAACAUCGCCCGGGAGGACCUGGCCAAUCACGUGAAGGACAACUGCGGCAAUGCGCUUGUCCUCUGUCCCUUCAAAGAUGCCGGCUGCAAACACAGGUGCCCUAAACUGGCUAUUGGCCGUCACCUGGAGGAGACCACCAAGUCCCACCUUACCCUGAUGUGUAACUUGGUUGGACGCCAAAGGCAAGAAAUUCUAGAGCUGCGAAGAGAGAUGGAGGAGCUGUCGGUCAGCCAAGACGGUGUCCUCAUCUGGAAACUCAGUGACUACUCUCGCAAACUGCAGGAAGCCAAACUCCGGAGCAACCACGAGUUCUUCAGCCCACCGUUCUACACUCACCGCUACGGUUACAAACUGCAGGUGUCAGCUUUCCUGAACGGCAACGGCAGCGGCGAGGGCUCCCAUCUGUCCGUCUACAUCCGCGUUCUACCGGGGGAGUACGACAACCUACUAGAGUGGCCGUUCUCCUACAAGGUGACGUUCUCCAUCCUGGACCAGAGCGACCCGUCUCUUUCCAAACCUCAGCAUAUCACAGAGACCUUCAACCCCGACCCCAACUGGAAGAACUUCCAGAAGCCCAGCAGCAGCCGCAACUCGCUGGACGAGAGCACCCUGGGCUUCGGCUAUCCCAAGUUCAUCUCACACGAAGAAAUCAAGAAGAGGAACUACAUCCGAGACAACUGCAUCUUCAUCAAGGCUUCUAUAGAUAUUCCCCAGAAGAUAAUGGGUUAAGAUCCAUUGUUUUUAUUUUUUGUUAUGAAGGAGAAAGAAAGGUUAAAGACCAGAACUAAUAAUUAACCUUAAAAACUUCAAAACAUUUACCCUUUAUAUACUUCCUGCCCUCACAGCCUCUCCACCCCGGAGCUUAAAGGGAGUCUGGUUGUACGAGCUGACUUUAAGGAACUAGAGGGGGAAAUGUUUGGUCUGCAGAACUGUCACUCGUUGACUUUUCGUUUUUUAUUUGAGUUUCUUUAUAUUUGCUGACCUUGUAAUCGCCCUCUACAAUGUAAAGCCUUUGAAAUCAAACAGUGCCUAGAGUGUUUAUCUUGAGUUAUACUUUAAUUUUUAUUUUUUUUCUGCAGUACCAACCUAAACAAAUGUGGUAAUGAUGUAGAAAUAAGGUGGAGGGGCAUCUGUAAGCUAAAAGAAGCUCUGGAAAAGUUCAAACAUUCUCCAUUGAAGAUGGAACCAAGCUGAUUAAACCUCAUGCCCACAUGCCUUUUGUUUACAUCCCAGUAUCUCCUCGAACAAACCCACAGAUCCUGGAAGAAAUGAAAAUGGAUAAAUAAAUAAAUUGGUUAUUACAUUUUAAAAAAUUAAACAUAAUAGAUAAUUUGAUUUAAAAAUGUGCUUACAAUGAAACCUACGCCGGUUACUAUCUAUGAUAAGAAA
Molecule: messenger RNA, 2328 nt
Organism: Cyprinodon tularosa
Lineage: Eukaryota; Metazoa; Chordata; Actinopteri; Cyprinodontiformes; Cyprinodontidae
Gene: traf4a
Product: tnf receptor-associated factor 4a
Exons: 7
Coding region: 256-1668 (470 amino acids)
Biological process (GO): signal transduction; regulation of apoptotic process; positive regulation of JNK cascade
Molecular function (GO): zinc ion binding; protein binding
Source: RefSeq, a predicted model, not a curated record